Messenger RNA from Rattus norvegicus (Norway rat), 4843 nucleotides. It is a transcript of the gene Lingo1, whose product is annotated as leucine rich repeat and Ig domain containing 1. NCBI's taxonomy places the organism in Eukaryota, Metazoa, Chordata, Mammalia, Rodentia, Muridae. The record is from RefSeq and is a predicted model, not a curated record. Gene Ontology annotation, cellular component: plasma membrane.
ACAAGAGAGAGGGAAACCAGGACCUGAAGAGGCUGGACUCCAGGACCCUGAUGCCCUCACAACAGCCAACAUAUAGGCAGGGUGCUAGAGAUGAUGGAAGCCCAUGUCUUUCCUAGGUAAACUGAGGCUCAAAGAAGUCUAAGCAUCUGUCCAAGGUCACUUAGUAAGGGGGAAUCCACCUUGGACCAGGAGCCCUAUCCUUCCUGCAUAACAGGUGUCUUCAGCGGGGAUGGAUUAAUGUCCGGACAACUAUCUCCCAAAUUCUUCCUUCCAGGGCCCCAUAGUUCUGGAAGUCCAGGAAGUCCAGUCAGCACUAUCCACCGCCAGAUCCUAAUCAGUCCUCAGGCUUAGAGCAACAAUCGCUGAGCGCCCCCUGGAUGGUGUGGUCUGGGCAGUUCUCUAUCGUCCUUCUCCUUGACUCACCUCCAGCCCGGGAGGGCUGGACUCAAGCUCCGCGGACACGGCCCUAGCUGCACCAUAGCCCGGACUUGCUCCAGCUCUGUGAGGCCGCUCUUCUCGGCGCCCCGGGUGGGGCAGGUAGAGCCGUGUGCACUAUGCCUUUAAGUCCCGGCGAGAUGAACGCUGUGAGUCGCAGCCGAGGCUAGCGCGGGACGUCGCCAUCAGCCCAGCUCAGGCCAAGAACAGAGGGACAGCGGGGACCCUCGCCGCCCACUGCGCGCCCAUAGUCGGGGCUCAGCGAGCGGCGGGCGGCGCCCGGUGUGAUGCGGAAAAUGUGAGAGGCAGCGCAGGGCAGUGGGGAGGUGGGCGCGGAAAAGGGCGGCGGCAAGGCAGAAGGGGAGGCAGAGGGAGAGGCCGGGGACUGGUCAGGGACAGGUGGAAGACCAGAGCAGCGACCAAAAGGAUAGAGAGCACACGGCUGUGGGCGGGGGUGUGAGGAAGCCGCAGGAGCCGGGCAGCUGGGCCCCCGCAGGGGUUGCUAGCGCGGCCACGGCGGGGCAGGGCACACCGGUGGAGCGGGAACGCCCGCGGGGUGUCCUCUGGGAGCGGCGGGGAACGUGAGGUGCGGUCGGCCCAGGAAGGGUCGAGCAGCUAGGUCGUUGUGGCAGCCGGGGCCCUUGAUGAGCUCCCCGGGAGGGCGAGAACCCAAAGUGCAGAGUCGGGUGUGCAGCGGCGGGGGUGUGUGCGCGCCCGGGUGUGCGCGAGUGUGAGCGCACGGGAGGCUGGGAGCGCGCGUUAGGGAUUCUGCUGGCAUCGCAGCGUGGAGAGCAGGAGGCAGGAGCCGGGCGCGCAGGGGAGCGCGGGGGCUCUGCCGCGUACACGUCGUGCGCGCUCUCCUGUGCCCAUACACACACUCUCACACAUUCUCACUCUCUCUCACACACACACAAGCACACACACACACGCACACACGCCCUUCCUUCUUCGCUGGUUGCCUCUGCCACCAUCUCGGAGCUGAGUCCUGUGGAGCGAGAACCCAAGCUGGAGCUGGGAUCGGAGGCGAGCCCAGCCUGGUGAUGCCGGCCCAGAGCGGAGCCCCGCACGGACGGCGGGCUCUGAGGCCUCUUGUAUCCACAGGUCCUGAGGUUCUGGCACCUAUGAGCAAAAAGGUCAACUGAGCCAGACCCCAGCUCAUCCCAGCCCAGCUGCGCCUAACACUACCCAGUCACAGGAGUCACGUGAGCCUCCCUCUGGGAUCUGGCAUGAAGGAGAAAUGGAUUCUGGAUUUUCUGCUCUGGCUUCCCCUGACUUCUCCAGAAUUUAAGACAUAUCCUGAGACAUCUCUUGCUCAACCUCGGCCCAGAAUCCCUGAGGAUCGAUCCAGAAACCCAACAACCUCAAAACCUAAAAACAUCAAGACCCUUUCCCUGGACACGGACUGGGCAGAAGUAGCCAGUUCAUCAGGACUAUUUCCAGAAACCUGGCCUGGAGCCCUUUGAUCCUCUGUGAAUCAGAGUAGCUCACCAAGGCUGGCUUUAUCCCUGAGGAAGCCCUGGGUGAGCGAGAGGAUGCUGGCAGGGGGUAUGAGAAGCAUGCCCAGCCCCCUCCUGGCCUGCUGGCAGCCCAUCCUCCUGCUGGUCCUGGGCUCUGUGCUGUCAGGCUCCGCCACCGGCUGCCCGCCCCGCUGCGAGUGCUCAGCGCAGGACCGAGCAGUGCUCUGUCACCGCAAGCGCUUUGUGGCGGUGCCCGAGGGCAUCCCCACCGAGACUCGCCUGCUGGACCUGGGCAAAAACCGCAUCAAGACACUCAACCAGGACGAGUUUGCCAGUUUCCCACACCUGGAGGAGCUAGAACUCAAUGAGAACAUUGUGAGCGCUGUGGAGCCGGGCGCCUUCAACAACCUCUUCAACCUGAGGACGCUGGGGCUUCGCAGCAACCGCCUGAAGCUCAUCCCGCUGGGCGUCUUCACCGGCCUCAGCAACUUGACCAAGCUGGACAUCAGCGAGAACAAGAUCGUCAUCCUGCUAGACUACAUGUUCCAAGACCUAUACAACCUCAAGUCGCUGGAGGUCGGCGACAAUGACCUCGUCUACAUCUCCCAUCGAGCCUUCAGCGGCCUCAACAGCCUGGAACAGCUGACGCUGGAGAAAUGCAAUCUGACCUCCAUCCCCACUGAGGCACUCUCCCACCUGCAUGGCCUCAUCGUCCUGCGGCUACGACACCUCAACAUCAAUGCCAUACGGGACUACUCCUUCAAGAGGCUGUACCGACUCAAGGUCUUAGAGAUCUCCCACUGGCCCUACCUGGACACCAUGACCCCCAACUGCCUCUACGGCCUCAACCUGACAUCCCUAUCUAUCACGCACUGCAACCUGACAGCCGUGCCCUAUCUGGCAGUGCGCCACCUGGUCUAUCUCCGUUUCCUCAAUCUUUCCUACAACCCCAUCGGUACAAUCGAGGGCUCCAUGCUGCAUGAGCUGCUGCGGUUGCAAGAGAUCCAACUGGUGGGCGGGCAGCUGGCCGUGGUGGAGCCCUACGCCUUUCGUGGGCUCAAUUACCUGCGUGUGCUCAAUGUUUCUGGCAACCAGCUGACCACCCUGGAGGAGUCAGCCUUCCACUCGGUGGGCAACCUGGAGACGCUCAUUCUGGACUCCAACCCACUGGCCUGUGACUGCCGGCUGCUGUGGGUGUUCCGGCGCCGCUGGCGGCUCAACUUCAACAGGCAGCAGCCUACCUGCGCCACACCUGAGUUCGUCCAGGGCAAGGAGUUCAAGGACUUCCCCGAUGUGCUCCUACCCAACUACUUCACCUGCCGCCGGGCCCACAUCCGGGACCGCAAGGCACAGCAGGUGUUUGUAGAUGAGGGCCACACGGUGCAGUUCGUAUGCCGGGCAGAUGGCGACCCUCCACCAGCUAUCCUUUGGCUCUCACCCCGCAAGCACUUGGUCUCAGCCAAGAGCAAUGGGCGGCUCACAGUCUUCCCUGAUGGCACGCUGGAGGUGCGCUACGCCCAGGUACAGGACAACGGCACGUACCUGUGCAUCGCAGCCAAUGCAGGCGGCAACGACUCCAUGCCCGCCCACUUGCAUGUGCGCAGCUACUCGCCUGACUGGCCCCAUCAACCCAACAAGACCUUCGCCUUCAUCUCCAACCAGCCAGGCGAGGGAGAGGCCAACAGCACCCGCGCCACUGUGCCUUUCCCCUUCGACAUCAAGACGCUCAUCAUCGCCACCACCAUGGGCUUCAUCUCCUUCCUGGGCGUGGUCCUAUUCUGCCUGGUGCUGCUGUUUCUAUGGAGCCGGGGCAAAGGCAACACAAAGCACAACAUCGAAAUUGAAUAUGUGCCCCGGAAAUCGGACGCAGGCAUCAGCUCAGCUGAUGCACCCCGCAAGUUCAACAUGAAGAUGAUAUGAGGAUGGGGCAGGGUGGGGGCGCAGGGACCCCCCACUUCCGGGGGAACACUGGGCAGGGAAGGUGCCUGGCUGCUGCCCACUCACCCCCAGGCCUUCCCACCUUUCCCUGCCCUCCUCACACACUCUCCCCUCCCCCCACGCGCCCCCGCUGCCACGCCAGCCUCGCCCUCACCGCCUGCCCUCCUUCUACCAGGAUUUCAGAAGGCCAGGCCUGAGGACCCCGCCUACAUAGGGGCCAGAGUUGACAGACGAAUCCAAAGCCGACGAACCACGCGGCAGAGUCAAUAAUUCAAUUAAAAAAAAAGUUACAAACUUCCUCUGUAACUUGGGUUUCAAUAAUUAAUGGAUUUUUAUGAAAACUUGAAAUAAUAAAAAAAGAAAAAAACUAUUUCCUAUAGCUAGUCGGAAUGCAAACUUUUGACGUCCUGAUGGCUCCAGGGCCUUCUUCCAACUCAGUUUCUUGUUUUUCUCUUCCUCCUUCUCCUCCUCUUCCUCCUUUCUCUUCUCUUCCCCUGUGGGGAGGGAUCACUCAGGAAAACAGGGAAGGAGAUUCCAGCCCCACCCUCUGGCCCACUCUGCUAGGCGCCAUUUGGAGCCCUGGUGGCACUCAGCUCCAGGGCCCAGCUCUAGCUGGCUUUUUGCAGGAAGUAGGGAAGGGGAUAGGACUGCCCGGGGGGUGGGGCUUGUCUGCUGGCUGCCAGGCAGCACUACCAAGGGGAGGUGGGUGCCAGGCUCGGGUGUGGCUGAAGCUGGGACGGGCUGGGGUCCUCCUGGGGAACAGUACAGUCGGCGGAAAGAGUCAGGAGCCAGAGGCAGGCUGACUCCUCUCCUCUGGUCCCAGCUCUGCUGCUCACUGUUGUGUGACCUCGAGCAGGUCGCUGGCCCUCUUGGGCCUCAGUCUCCACAUCUGUACAAAUGGGAACAUUGUCCCUGCCCUGCCUACCUCACAGGGCUGUUGUGAGGAACUGAUGAGAUGAUGUAUGUGAAACACUUUGUAACCUGUAAAGCGCUGUGCACAUGUGUGUGGGUGA